Acomys russatus (golden spiny mouse) is the source of this 22039-nucleotide messenger RNA. Its product is annotated as obscurin-like. Lineage: Eukaryota; Metazoa; Chordata; Mammalia; Rodentia; Muridae. The transcript is spliced from 88 exons. Gene Ontology annotation, molecular function: guanyl-nucleotide exchange factor activity; protein binding. The coding region runs from base 9 to 21734 and encodes 7241 amino acids. The record is from RefSeq and is a predicted model, not a curated record.
CUGCCACCAUGGACCACUCCUUCAGCGGAGCACCCCGCUUCCUGACUAGGCCAAAGGCUUUUGUGGUAUCUGUGGGCAAGGAUGCCACGCUGAGCUGCCAGAUUGUGGGCAACCCCACGCCACAUGUGAGCUGGGAGAAGGACAGGCAGCCAGUGGAGGCAGGAGCACGUUUCCGCCUGGCCCAGGACGGGGAUGUGUAUCGUCUCACCAUCCUCGAUCUGGCGCUCGGUGACAGCGGGCAGUAUGUGUGUCGCGCGAGGAACGCCAUAGGGGAGGCCUUCGCCGCCGUAGGCCUGCGAGUAGACUCUGAGGGCACAUGUGCUGAGCAGGCGCCCCACUUUCUGCUGCGGCCCACCUCCAUUCGCGUGCGCGAGGGCGCCGACGCCACCUUCCGAUGUCGCGUGGGCGGCUCGCCACAACCUGCUGUGAGCUGGUCCAAAGACGGGCGGCGCCUCGGCGCACCUGACGCCCCUCAUGUGCGCGUGGAAGAUCACGGCGAGGCGAGCGCGCUUCGCAUCAGGUCGGCAAGGCCUCGCGAUGGUGGUACCUACGAAGUCCGAGCAGAGAACCCGCUGGGUUCUGCCAGCGCUGCCGCCGCUCUGGUGGUGGACUCAGAUACCGAGGCUGCCGGACCCCCCGGAGCCUCCACCGCCAUGCUCCUGGCGCAUCUGCAGCAGCGGCGAGAGGCCAUGCGCGCGGAGGGCGUCCCCCCGUCCCCACCCGGUGCUGGCACGCGCACCUGCACGGUGACCGAAGGCAAACACGCACGCCUCAGCUGUUUUGUGACCGGCGAGCCCAAGCCCGAGACAGUGUGGAAGAAGGACGGGCAGCUGGUGACCGAGGGCCGGCGACACGUGGUGUAUGAAGACGAGCAGGAGAACUUUGUCCUUAAGAUUCUUUUCUGCAAGCAGUCGGAUCGCGGCCUCUACACGUGCACAGCCUCUAACCUUGUGGGCCAGACCUACAGCUCUGUGUUAGUGGUCGUGCGAGAGCCGGCAGUGCCCUUCAAAAAGCGGCUGCAGGACCUGGAGGUGCGAGAGAAAGAAUCUGCCACAUUUCAGUGCGAGGUGGCGCAGCCAGCCACCGAGGCGGCGUGGUUCAAGGAGGAGACGCGGCUAUGGUCCAGCGCCAAAUACGACAUCGAGGAGGAGGGCACCGAGCGCCGGCUAACCGUGCGCAACGUCUCCGCAGACGACGACGCGGUGUACAUCUGCGAGACCACAGAGGGCAGCCGCACAGUGGCAGAGCUCUCGGUCCAAGGAAACUUGACCAGAAAGCUGCCUCGGAAGACUGCAGUGCGGACUGGAGACACUGCCAUCUUUUGGGUGGAGCUGGCUGUCCCUGAAGGCCCUGUCCAGUGGCUACGGAACCAGCAGGAGAUGGUGGCAGGGGACCGGGUAGCCAUCACUGCAGAAGGCACGUGCCACACACUGACCAUCUUCCAGUGCACUUUGGAGGACAUGGGUGAGGUGGCCUUUGUGGCUGGUGGCUGCCGAACGACCACUCAGUUCUGUGUGUCAGCGCCCAGGAGGCCACCCCUGUAUCCCCCUGCUGACCCUGUUGUAAGGGCCAAGACGAAGAGCUCUGUGACCCUCAGCUGGUCCCCACCACCCCAUGGGGACCGCCCUGUCACCAUUGACGGUUACGUGGUAGAGAAAAGGAGGCUUGGUGCUUAUGCCUGGACCAGGUGCCAUGAAGCUGAAUGGCUGUCCACAACUGAGUUUACUGUCGCUGGUGUGCCUGAGGAGGGGGACUUCCAGUUCCGAGUGUCAGCCAUUAACCACUUUGGCCAGAGUCCUUACCUUGAGUUUCCAGGGACCAUGCACUUGGUCCCCAAGCUGGCUGUAAAGACACCUCUGAAGGCGGUGGAGGCAGUGGAAGGUGGUGAGGUCACCUUCUCAGUGGACCUCACUGUGGCCUCUUCGGGCGAGUGGUUCCUGGAUGGGGAGGCCUUGAAAUCCAGCGGUCUAUACGUGAUCCGUUGUGAUCGCACCCGGCAUAUGCUCACCAUCAGAGAGGUGCCCGCCAGACUGCAUGGGGCACAGCUGAAGUUUGUGGCUGACGGCAUUGAAACCAGCAUCCAAAUGGUGGUCCGAGCAGCUCUGGGGCUGACCAGCAGCAAGCUUCCUACUGUGGCUGCCCGGGAGGUGCUGGCCCAGUUGCACGAGGAGGCACAGCUGCUGGCUGAGCUGUCGGAUCAGGCUGCGGCGGUAACUUGGCUGAAGGAUGGCCGUGAGCUGUCCCUGGGACCCAAGUAUGAGAUGCAGGUGUCAGCUGGGAGGCGAGCACUGCUGGUGCGGGAUGUGGCACAGGAUGACGCUGGCCUCUAUGAGUGUGUCAGCCGUGGGAGCCGCAUUGCUUACCAGUUGCUGGUGCAAGAGGCCAAGGUGGUAUUUGCCAAGAGGCAGCCAGCUCACAACGAGGUGAAGGCAGAGGCGGGGGCCAGUGCCACACUGAGCUGCGAGGUGGCCCAGGCCCAGACUGAGGUGACAUGGUUCAAGGAUGGGAAGAAGCUGAGCUCCAGCUCGAAGGUGCGAGUGGAGGCCUCAGGCUGCUCCAGGAGGCUGGUGGUGCAGCAGGCGGGCAAGGCGGAUGCUGGGGAGUACAGCUGCGAGGCCGGGGGACAGAAGGUCUCCUUCCGUCUCGAUGUAACAGAACCCAAGGUAGUGUUUGCCAAGGAGCAGCAGGCACGCAGCGAGGUGAAGGCAGAGGCGGGGGCCAAUGCCACACUGAGCUGCGAGGUGGCCCAGACCCAGACUGAGGUGACAUGGUUCAAGGACGGGAAGAAACUGAGCUCCAGCUCGAAGGUGCGAGUGGAGGCCUCGGGCUGCUCCAGGAGGCUGGUGGUGCAGCAGGCGGGCAAGGCGGAUGCUGGGGAGUACAGCUGCGAGGCCGGGGGACAGAAGGUCUCCUUCCGCCUGGACGUCACAGAGCCCAAGGUAGUGUUUGCCAAGGGGCAGCAGGCGCGCAGCGAGGUGAAGGCAGAGGCGGGGACCAGUGUCACACUGAGCUGCGAGGUGGCCCAGGCCCAGACUGAGGUGACAUGGUUCAAGGAUGGGAAGAAGCUGAGCUCCAGCUCGAAGGUGCGAGUGGAGGCCUCGGGCUGCUCCAGGAGGCUGGUGGUGCAGCAGGCGGGCAAGGCGGAUGCUGGGGAGUACAGCUGCGAGGCCGGGGGACAGAAGGUCUCCUUCCGCCUGGACGUGGCAGAGCCCAAAGUAGUGUUUGCCAAGGAGCAGCAGGCACGCAGCGAGGUGAAGGCAGAGGCGGGGGCCAGUGCCACACUGAGCUGCGAGGUGGCCCAGGCCCAGACUGAGGUGACAUGGUUCAAGGACGGGAAGAAGCUGAGCUCCAGCUCGAAGGUGCGAGUGGAGGCCUCGGGCUGCUCCAGGAGGCUGGUGGUGCAGCAGGCGGGCAAGGCGGAUGCUGGGGAGUACAGCUGCGAGGCCGGGGGACAGAAGGUCUCCUUCCGCCUGGACGUCACAGAACCCAAGGUGGUGUUUGCCAAGGAGCAGCAGGCACACAGCGAGGUGAAGGCAGAGGCGGGGGCCAAUGCCACACUGAGCUGCGAGGUGGCCCAGACCCAGACUGAGGUGACAUGGUUCAAGGACGGGAAGAAGCUGAGCUCCAGCUCGAAGGUGCGAGUGGAGGCCUCGGGCUGCUCCAGGAGGCUGGUGGUGCAGCAGGCGGGCAAGGCGGAUGCUGGGGAGUACAGCUGCGAGGCCGGGGGACAGAAGGUCUCCUUCCAUCUUGAUGUAACAGAACCCAAGGUAGUGUUUGCCAAGGGGCAGCAGGCACGCAGCGAGGUGAAGGCAGAGGCGGGGGCCAGUGCCACACUGAGCUGCGAGGUGGCCCAGGCCCAGACUGAGGUGACAUGGUUCAAGGACGGGAAGAAGCUGAGCUCCAGCUCGAAGGUGCGAGUGGAGGCCUUGGGCUGCUCUAGGAGGCUGGUGGUGCAGCAGGCGGGCAAGGCGGAUGCUGGGGAGUACAGCUGCGAGGCCGGGGGACAGAAGGUCUCCUUCCGCCUGGACGUGGCAGAGCCCAAGGUAGUGUUUGCCAAGGAGCAGCAGACACGCAGCGAGGUGAAGGCAGAGGCGGGGGCCAGUGCCACACUGAGCUGCGAGGUGGCCCAGGCCCAGACUGAGGUGACAUGGUUCAAGGACGGGAAGAAGCUGAGCUCCAGCUCGAAGGUGCGAGUGGAGGCCUCGGGCUGCUCCAGGAGGCUGGUGGUGCAGCAGGCGGGCAAGGCGGAUGCUGGGGAGUACAGCUGCGAGGCCGGGGGACAGAAGGUCUCCUUCCGCCUGGAUGUGCCAGAACCCAAGGUAGUGUUUGCCAAGGAGCAGCAGACACGCAGCGAGGUGAAGGCAGAGGCGGGGGCCAGUGCCACACUGAGCUGCGAGGUGGCCCAGGCCCAGACUGAGGUGACAUGGUUCAAGGACGGGAAGAAGCUGAGCUCCAGCUCGAAGGUGCGAGUGGAGGCCUCGGGCUGCUCCAGGAGGCUGGUGGUGCAGCAGGCGGGCAAGGCAGAUGCUGGGGAGUACAGCUGCGAGGCCGGGGGACAGAAGGUCUCCUUCCGCCUGGACGUCACAGAACCCAAGGUAGUGUUUGCCAAGGAGCAGCAGGCAUGCAGCGAGGUGAAGGCAGAGGCGGGAGCCAGUGCCACACUGAACUGCGAGGUGGCCCAGACCCAGACUGAGGUGACAUGGUUCAAGGAUGGGAAGAAGCUGAGAUCCAGCUCGAAGGUGCGAGUGGAGGCCUCGGGCUGCUCCAGGAGGCUGGUGGUGCAGCAGGCGGGCAAGGCGGAUGCUGGGGAGUACAGCUGCGAGGCCGGGGGACAGAAGGUCUCCUUCCGCCUGGACGUCACAGAACCCAAGGUAGUGUUUGCCAAGGAGCAGCAGGCACGCAGCGAGGUGAAGGCAGAGGCGGGGGCCAGUGCCACACUGAGCUGUGAGGUGGCCCAGGCCCAGACCGAGGUGACAUGGUUCAAGGACGGGAAAAAGCUGAGCUCCAGCUCGAAGGUGCGAGUGGAGGCCUCGGGCUGCUCCAGGAGGCUGGUGGUGCAGCAGGCGGGCAAGGCGGAUGCUGGGGAGUACAGCUGCGAGGCCGGGGGACAGAAGGUCUCCUUCCGCCUGGAUGUCCCAGAGCCCAAGGUGGUGUUUGCCAAGGAGCAGCAGGCACGCAGCGAGGUGAAGGCAGAGGCGGGGGCCAGUGCCACACUGAGCUGCGAGGUGGCCCAGGCCCAGACUGAGGUGACAUGGUUCAAGGACGGGAAGAAGCUGAGCUCCAGCUCGAAGGUGCGAGUGGAGGCCUCGGGCUGCUCCAGGAGGCUGGUGGUGCAGCAGGCGGGCAAGGCGGAUGCUGGGGAGUACAGCUGUGAGGCCGGGGGACAGAAGGUCUCCUUCCGCCUGGACGUCACAGAACCCAAGGUAGUGUUUGCCAAGGAGCAGCAGGCACGCAGCGAGGUGAAGGCAGAGGCGGGGGCCAGUGCCACACUGAGCUGCGAGGUGGCCCAGGCCCAGACUGAGGUGACAUGGUUCAAGGACGAGAAGAAGCUGAGCUCCAGCUCGAAGGUGCGAGUGGAGGCAUCGGGCUGCUCCAGGAGGCUGGUGGUGCAGCAGGCGGGCAAGGCGGAUGCUGGGGAGUACAGCUGUGAGGCCGGGGGACAGAAGGUCUCCUUCUGCCUGGAUGUCACAGAGCCUGGGCCCCAAAUUCCAGAGAGACCCAGCCGCAGGGAGCCUCUGGUGGUCAAGGAACAUGAGAACAUUGUCCUGACCGCCACGCUGGCUGCACCCUCUGUGGCUGCUGUGGCCUGGCUCAAAGAUGGCGUGGAGAUUCGCCGCAGUAAGCGGCACGAGGCCACCAGUCUGGGUGAUACGCAUACCCUGACCGUGAGAGGCGCACAGGUGAUGGACAGCGCCAUCUACAGCUGCCGCGUGGGCAAGGAAGGACAGGACUUCCCAGUGCAGGUGGAAGAGGUGGCCACCAAGUUCUCCAAACCCCUGGAGCCCGUCGAAGGGGAACUGGGUGGUACCGUGAAGCUGGUCUGUGAGCUGAGGCCAGAGCAGGCUGGGGUCGUGUGGCGCUGUGGGAGCACACAGCUGCGGGAGGGCAAGCGCUUCCAGAUGACAUCGGAGGGGCCCAGGCGCACACUGACUGUGUCUGGCCUUCGAGAGGAUGAUGCAGAGGAGUAUGUGUGUGAGAGCCGCGAUGACCGCACCAGUGCACGGCUCACUGUCAAAGUUCCCAGAGUGGUCAAGUUGACAUCUGGAUUGAGCGCCGUGGUAGCAGAGGAGGGUCGAGAGGCCACCUUUCAGUGUGUCGUGUCCCCCAGCAAUGCAGCAGUCAUGUGGUACAAAGAUGGCACCCAGCUGCAGCCCAGCGAGAAGUUUGUUAUGGCCCAGAGUGGGGCUACCCAUAGCCUGACCAUCUUGGGCCUGACCCUGGAAGAUGCUGGCCAUGUCACGGUGGAGGCUGAGGGUGCCUCAUCUUCUGCUGCCCUCCGGAUCAGAGAGGCGCCGGUCCUCUUCAAAAAGAAGCUAGAGCCACGGACAGUGGAGGAGAGGAGCUCUGUGACACUGGAGGUGGAGCUGACACGCCCCUGGCCUGAGGUGACUUGGACACGGAAUGCUGCAGUCCUGGCGCCCAGCGAGAACGUGGAGAUCCGUGCUGAGGGCGCUCGACACCGUCUGGUGCUGCGCAGCGUGGGCUUCGCUGACCGCGGCUUCUUUGGCUGUGAGACACCAGAUGACAAGACUCAAGCCAAGCUCAAUGUAGAAAUGCGGCAGGUCCGGCUGAUUCGAGGUUUGCAGGAAGUGGAGGCUAAGGAGCAGGGCACGGCCUUCAUGGAUGUGGAGUUGUCCCACGCUGAUGUGGAGGGCAGCUGGACUCGAGACGGCCUGCGACUUCAGCCUGGGCCCACAUGCCACCUGGCUGUGCAAGGCCCCAUCCACAUCCUAACACUCUCGGCGCUGCAGCCACAGGACAGCGGGUUGGUGGCCUUCAGGGCUGAGGGCGUGCACACGUCUGCACGACUCAUAGUCACUGAGUUGCCUGUGAGCUUCACCCGACUACUGCAGGAUGUGGUGGCUACUCAGAAAGAGAAGGUGACCCUGAAGUGUGAGUUGUCGCGCCCGGUGGCUGUGCGCUGGCUGAAGGAUGGCGUGGAGCUGCGGCCAGGCAAAGCCAUAAGCAUAGCGGCCCAGGGAACCUGCAGGAGUCUUGUUAUCUACCGCUGUGAGACCGGGGACCAGGGUGUUUAUGUGUGUGAUGCCCUCGAUGCUCAGACCUCUGCGUCUCUGAAGGUGCAAGGAAGGACAUACACUCUCAUCUUCCGGAGGGUCCUGGCAGAAGAUGCGGGGGAGAUCAAGUUUGUAGCUGAGAACGCAGAAUCGAGAGCCCACCUCCGAGUGAAAGAACUGCCCGUGACCCUCCUGCGCCCACUGCGGGACAAAAUUGCCAUGGAAAAACAUCGCGGUGUGCUCGAGUGCCAGGUGUCCCGGGCCAGUGCCCAGGUGCGGUGGUUCAAGGGCAGAGUUGAGCUGCAAUCUGGGUCCAAGUAUGAGGUAGUCAGCGAUGGCCUUUACCGCAAGUUGGUCAUCAACGACGUGCACCCUGAGGAUGAGGAUACCUACACCUGUGACGCCGGUGACGUCAAGACCAGUGCCCAGUUCUUUGUGGAAGAGCAGUCUAUCACUAUUGUGCGGGGCCUGAAGGACAUGACAGUUAUGGAGCCUGCCCCUGCCUGGUUUGAAUGUGAGACCUCCAUCCCUUCCGUGAGGCCGCCCAAGUGGCUCCUUGGUAAGACUGUGCUACAGGCAGGGGCGAACGUAGGGCUGGAGCAAGACGGUACUGUGCACCGGCUGACGCUACACAAGACCUGCUCGACCAUGACCGGGGCUGUGCACUUCACCAUCGGCAAGUCCCGCUCCACUGCCCAGCUUGUUGUUUCAGACAUCCCUGUGGUGCUGACGCGGCCACUGGAGCCCAAAGCAGGGCGCGAGCUACAGUCUGUAGUCCUGUCCUGUGACUUCAGGCCGGCCCCCAAGGCUGUGCAGUGGUACAAGGAGGACACCCCCCUGGCCCCAUCAGAAAAGUUCAAGAUGGUGCUGGAAGGCCAGAUGGCAGAGCUACGCAUACUCCGCCUCACUCCGGCUGAUGCUGGGGUCUACCGGUGCCAGGCGGGUAGUGCCCAGAGCAGUGCCGAGGUUACUGUGGAAGCUCGAGAGGUGACUGUGACUCAGCCACUGCAGGAUGCUGAAGCCAUGGAGGAAGGCCGGGUCUGCUUCUCAUGUGAGCUGUCCCAUAAGGACGAGGACAUUGAAUGGUCACUCAAUGGGGUACCCCUGUACAAUGACAGUUUCCACGAGAUCAGUCACGAGGGCUGUCUCCACACACUGGUGCUGAAGAGUGUCCGUCAAGCUGACACAGGCACUGUGUGUGCCACCUCCCCCAAGGUGUCAGUUUCUGCCCGGCUGGUGGUCAGAGCAAAGCCGGUGGUGUUCCUGAAAGCACUGGAUGACGUGUCUGCAGAAGAGCGUGGCACACUGACCCUGCAAUGCGAGGUCUCAGAUCCUAAGGCACGUGUAGUUUGGCGCAAAGAUGGUGUGGAACUGGGUCCCAGUGACAAGUAUGACUUCCUACACAUGGCAACGGCAGGCACUCGGAGCCUUACGGUACAUGACCUGAGCCAAGAGGAUGCUGGACUGUACACCUGCCAUGUGGGCAGUGAGGAGACCCAGUCCAGGGUCAGCGUGCAUGAUCUGCACGUGGGUAUCACCAAGAGGUUAAAGACAGUGGAGGUGCUGGAAGGAGAGACCUGUAGCUUUGAGUGUGUCCUGUCUCACGAGAGUGCCAGUGACCCGGCAGUGUGGACGGUUGGUGGGAAGACAGUGGGGAGUUCUGGUCACUUCCAGGCCAUUCGGCAGGGCCGCAAAUACACGCUGAUGGUCAAGGAUGCUGCACUCAGCGAUGCAGGAGAAGUGGUCUUCUCGGUGCUGGGUCUCACAUCCAAGGCUUCACUCAUCAUCAGAGAGAGGCCGGUGGACAUCACAAAGCCCUUGGAGGACCAGCGUACUACGCUUGGGGAGGAUGUGAUGCUAAGCUGUGAGCUGUCUAGGGCAGGCACUUCUGUGCGCUGGCUGAAAGAUGGGAAGGCCAUCCGAAAGAGUCAGAAGUACCACCUGCUCAGCGAAGGCACACGGGCUGUGUUGGUUGUCCGCAAGGCCUCGCUCAAGGAUUCUGGAGAGUACACCUGUGAGACAGAAGCUUCCAAAAGCACAGCCAGGCUCCACGUGGAAGAAAAGGCAAACCGGUUCACGGAGGAGCUGGCUGACUUGCAGGUGGAAGAGAAGGGCACAGCUGUGUUCACAUGCAAGACAGAGCACCCAGCAUCUGCUGUGACCUGGCGCAAAGGCCUCCUGGAGCUGCGGGCCUCAGGGAAGCAUGUCCCUAGCCAGGAGGGCUUGACCCUGAGGCUCACCAUCAAUGCCCUGGAAAGGACAGACAGUGACACUUACAGCUGUGACAUUGGCCAAGCCCGGACCCAGGCCCGGCUCCUCGUCCAUGGACAGAAAGUGCGCAUUAUCGAGGACCUAGAGGACGUUGCCGUCCAGGAGGGCUCCUCUGCCAAGUUCUGCUGCCGCAUCUGCCCUGCUGACUAUGGCCCUGUGCACUGGUUCCUGGAUAAGACCCCCUUGCACAGCAAUGAGUUAAACGAGAUCACUGUCCAGCCUGGGGGCUACCACGUGCUCACCCUGCAGCAGCUGGCGCUCAAGGACUCAGGCACUGUCUACUUCGAGGCGGGUGACCAGCGGACCUCAGCUGCCCUGCGGGUGACUGAGAAGCCGAGCAUCUUCUCUCAGCCACUCACGGAUGUCACAGUCACAGAAGGCGAGGACCUGACUCUUGCCUGUGAAACCACCACUCUGGAUAGCUCUUUGCGCUGGACCAAAGAUGGAAAGACACUGAGGCCGUCUGCACGAUGCCAGCUGAGCUAUGAAGGCUGCCGGGCCCAGCUCGUCAUCACUGGCACCACCGUACAAGAUGGUGGGCGGUACAAAUGUGAGGUUGGCGGAGCCUCCAGCAGCUCCAUUGUCAGGGUCCAUGCUCUGCCAGUGCGGUUCAGGGAGUCCCUGAAGGAUGUGGAGGUGCCAGAGGGCAGGGCUGCCACACUACGCUGCGUGCUGUCAUCCGUGGCUGCACCUGUGGAGUGGCGUCGUGGAGAUGACAUCCUCAAAUCCAGCAGCAAGUAUAGCCUGCGCCAAGAGGGUGCUGUGCUGGAACUGGUCGUCCGAGACCUGCAGCCCCAGGACAGUGGACAAUACUCAUGUUCCUUUGGGGACCAGACAACUUCAGCCACACUCACAGUGAAAGCCUCGACCGCCCAGUUCAUAGGAAAACUGAGAAACAAGGAGGCGCCAGAAGGGACCAUGGCCACACUUCGGUGUGAGCUGACCAAAGAGGCCCCUGUGGAAUGGAGGAAGGGAACAGAGACACUGACAAGUGGGGACAGAUACAGCCUGAAGCAGGAUGGAGCUGUGUGUGAGCUGCAGAUCUGUAACCUGGUUGCGGCAGAUGCGGGGGAGUACCUGUGUGUCUGCGGGCAGGAGAGGACUUCAGCCACGCUGACUGUCAAGGCUCUGCCUGCUCACUUCGUCGGAAGGCUCAGAAGCAAGGAGGCCACGGAAGGGGACACCGCCACACUGCGGUGUGAGCUGAGCAAGGCUGCCCCUGUGGAGUGGAGGAAAGGAGCAGAGACCCUGAGAGAUGGGGACAGAUACAGCCUGAGGCAGGAUGGGGCCGUGUGUGAGCUGCAGAUCUGUGACCUGGCUAUAGCAGAUGCCGGGGAGUAUCUGUGCAUGUGCGGGCAGGAGAAGACCUCGGCCACGCUGACCAUCCGGGCCCUUCCAGCUAAGUUCACAGACGCUCUGAAGAGUGAAGAAGCCACAGAAGGAGCCACGACCACACUGAGCUGUGAACUGAGCAAGGUGGCUCCUGUGACCUGGAAGAAAGGAACAAAGACCUUGCGAGAUGGAGACAAAUACGGCCUGAGGCAGGAUGGAGCUGUGUGCGCGCUGCGGAUCCAUGGCCUGACCAUGGCCGAUGCUGGGGAGUACUCAUGUGUGUGUGGGCAGGAGAUGACCUCAGCCACGUUGACUGUCAGGGGCCUGCCUGCCAAAUUUAUAGAAGCCUUGAGAAACCAAGAAGCCACAGAAGGGGCCACGGCAAUAUUAAGAUGUGAGCUGAGCAAGCCUGCCCCUGUGGAGUGGAAGAAGGGGCCCCAGACCCUGAGAGAUGGGGACAGAUACACCCUGAGGCAGGAUGGGACCACGUGUGAACUGCAGAUCUGUGGCCUGGCCGUCAAGGAUACUGGGGAGUACUCAUGUGUGUGCGGGCAGGAGAGGACCUCAGCCACACUAAAUAUCAGUGCCUUGCCCACCACGUUCACAGAGGGUCUGAGGAAUGAAGAGGCCACAGAAGGGGCCACGGCCAUUCUGAGGUGCCAGCUGAGCAAGGCUACCCCAGUGGAGUGGAGGAAGGGAGCAAAGACCCUCAAAGGUGGAGACAGAUACAUCCUGAGGCAGGAUGGAGCCAUGUGUGAGCUGAAGAUUCACGGUCUGACCAUGGAAGAUGCCGGGGAGUACUCAUGUGUGUGUGGGCAGGAGAGGACCUCAGCAAUGCUGACUGUCAAGGCCCUGCCCCCCAGAUUCACAGAAGACCUGAGAAGCCAAGAAGCCACAGAAGGCACCACGGUCACUCUGAGGUGCCAGAUGAGCAAGGCAGGCCCUGUGGAGUGGAGGAAGGGUUCUGAGAGCCUGAGAGAUGGGGACAGAUACAUCCUGAGGCAGGAUGGGGCCGUGUGUGAGCUGCAGAUCCAUGGCCUGGCCGUGGAAGAUGCCGGGGAGUACUCAUGCGUGUGUGGACAGGAGAGGACCUCAGCAAUGCUGACUGUCAAGGCUCUGCCCCCCAGAUUCAUAGAAGCCCUGAGAAGCCAAGAAGCCACAGAAGGCACCACGGUCACUCUGAGGUGCCAGAUGAGCAAGGCUGGCCCUGUGGAGUGGAGGAAGGGUUCUGAGAGCCUGAGAGAUGGGGACAGAUACAUCCUGAGGCAGGAUGGGGCCGUGUGUGAGCUGCAGAUCCGUGGCCUGGCCGUGGAAGAUGCCGGGGAGUACUCAUGUGUGUGUGGGCAGGAGAGGACCUCGGCAAAGCUGAGCAUAGAUGCCCUGCCCACACGCUUCAUCGAGAAGCUGAAGUCCAAGGAGGCCAAGGAAGGGGGCACGGCCACUCUGCGAUGUCAGCUCAGCAAAGAGGCCUCUGUGGAGUGGAAGAAGGGAACAGAGACCCUUGGAGACAGAGACAGAUACAGACAGCAGCAAAAAGGGGCCAUGUGUGAGCUUCAGAUCCAUGACCUGAUCAUGCUAGAUGCUGGAGAAUACUCAUGCGUGUGUGGGGAGGAAAAGACCACAGCUGUGCUGACCAUCACGGCACUGCCCCCCAAGUUCACAGAGAGUCUGAAGAAUCAAGAGGCCACAGAAGGGACCCUGGUGACUCUGAGGUGCCAGCUGACCAAAGAAGCCCCAGUGGAGUGGAGGAAGGGAGCAAAGAUCCUCCGAGAAGGAAACAGAUAUAGUCUGAGACAGACUCGGGCCACAUGUGAGCUGCAGAUCCGUGACGUGGCUGUGGAAGAUGCUGGAGAGUACUCAUGCAUGUGUGGGCAGGAGAGGACCUCAGCAAUGCUGACUGUCAAGGCCCUGCCCCCCAGAUUCACAGAAGACCUGAGAAGCCAAGAAGCCACAGAAGGCACCACGGUCACUCUGAGGUGCCAGAUGAGCAAGGCUGGCCCUGUGGAGUGGAGGAAGGGUUCUGAGAGCCUGAGAGAUGGGGACAGAUACAUCCUGAGGCAGGAUGGGGCCGUGUGUGAGCUGCAGAUCCAUGGCCUGGCCGUGGAAGAUGCCGGGGAGUACUCAUGCGUGUGUGGACAGGAGAGGACCUCAGCAAUGCUGACUGUCAAGGCUCUGCCCCCCAGAUUCAUAGAAGCCCUGAGAAGCCAAGAAGCCACAGAAGGCACCACGGUCACUCUGAGGUGCCAGAUGAGCAAGGCUGGCCCUGUGGAGUGGAGGAAGGGUUCUGAGAGCCUGAGAGAUGGGGACAGAUACAUCCUGAGGCAGGAUGGGGCCGUGUGUGAGCUGCAGAUCCGUGGCCUGGCCGUGGAAGAUGCCGGGGAGUACUCAUGCGUGUGUGAACAGGAGAGGACCUCGACAACGCUGAGUGUCAAGGCCCUGCCAACCAGAUUCAUAGAAGACUUGAGAAGCCAAGAGGCCACAGAAGGUUCAGCAGUCACAAUGCGGUGUGAGCUAAGCAAGAAGGCCCCUGUGGUGUGGAGGAAGGGAUCUGCCAUCCUCAGAAAUGGGGACAGAUACAGCCUGAGGCAAGAUGGGGCUGUGUGUGAGCUGGAGAUCCGUGACCUGACUGCGGAAGAUGCUGGGGAGUACUCGUGCACGUGUGGGCAGGAGAGGACCUCGGCCACACUGAGCACCAUGGCCCCACAGGUGGUGUUCCAGAAGCCACUGAAGAACCUGCAAGUGGAAGAAGGUUCCACGGCCAGCCUGCAGUGUGAGCUGUCAGUCCUCCAUGCUGCUGUGGUCUGGAGCAAGGGCGGCCUGGAGCUGCAGGCCGAUGCACGCCGAGAGUCACGGCAGCAGGGGCGGGUGGCAGAGCUUCUGCUUAGGGAUGUGCACCGUGAGGAUGCGGGCGAGUAUAGCUGCACCUGUGGCUCUCAGACCACGAGCGCCACCCUCACGGUCACAGCUGCUCCUGUGCGGUUCCUCAGGGAGCUGCAGGCCCAGGAAGUAGAUGAGGGGACCACCGCACACUUGCGCUGUGAGCUGAGCCAGGCGGCUGUGAAUGUGGAGUGGCACAAGGGCUCCCUGCAGCUUUUCCCCUGUGCCAAGUAUCAGAUGGUGGAAGAGGGUACAGCUGCAGAGCUGCUGGUUCAUGGGGUGGAGCAAGAGGAUGCAGGCGAAUACACCUGCGAUGCAGGCCGUACACAGAGCGUUGCCCGGCUCUCAGUCCGAGCUCCCAAGCCCAAGUUCAAGACUGGCCUGCAGAGCACAGAGCAGGAAGCAGGUGGCAUGGCCCGGCUGUGCUGUCAACUGAGCGAGGCGGAGCCAGGGGCUCCAGUGCAGUGGCUUAAGGAGGGCGUGGAGCUGCGUGUCAGUCCCAAGUAUGAGAUGCGGUGCCAAGGGGCCACAUGUGAGCUGCUGAUCCAUGGGCUGGAAGCCAAGGACACCGGCGAAUAUGCCUGUGUGGUGGGUGGCCAGAAGACCUUGGCUUCUCUCAGAGUGAAAGAGCCUGAGGUGACCAUUGUGCGGGGACUGGUGGACAUGGUGGCGCAGGCCGAUGAGGACGUGGAGUUCACUUGUGAGGUGUCGCAGGCAGGAGCGGGAGGCGUGCAGUGGCGUCUUCAAGGUCUGCCACUGCAGAGCAAUGAAGUGACGGAGGUGGCUGUUCGUGGAGACGGUUGCACCCACGUGCUCCAACUGAAGGGUGUGACACCGGAGGAUGCUGGCACUGUCUCCUUCCACGUGGGCAGCCAUUCGUCUUCCGCUCAGCUCACAGUCCGAGUCCCCGAGGUAACCGUUCUGGAGCCCCUGAAGGAUGUGCAGCUCAGUGAGGGCCAGGAUGCCCAUUUCCAGUGCCGCCUGUCCAGGGCCUCGGGCCAGGAGGCCCGCUGGACUUUGGGAGGGGUUCCCUUGCAGUGCAAUGAGAUGAAUGACAUCACCGUGGAACAGGGCACGCUCUACCGGCUCACUCUGCACAAGGUGACCCUCGAGGAUGCUGGAACCAUCACUCUCCAAGUGGGCUCAUGCUCCUCAGAGGCCAAGCUGAAGGUCACAGCCAAGAACACAGUGGUGCGUGGCCUGGAGAAUGUGGAUGCACUGGAAGGCGGUGAAGCUCUGUUUGAGUGCCUGCUGUCCCAGCCUGAGGUGGCUGCCCACUCCUGGCUGCUAGACGAUGAGCCUGUGCACACCUCAGAAAACGUGGAGGUGGUCUACUUUGAGAACGGGCUACGGCACCUGCUGCUGCUCAAAAACCUGAAGCCACAGGACAGCUGCCGAGUGACCUUCCUGGCAGGGGAUGUGGUCACAUCUGCAUUCCUCACCGUGAGAGGCUGGCGCUUGGAGGUCCUAGAGCCCCCACGAGAUGCCUCUGUGAAAGCUGGUACGCAGGCCUGCUUCUCUUGCGCACUAAGCGAGGCCGUGCCUGUGGGUGAGGCUACUUGGUACAUCAACGGAGCUGCCAUCCAACCUGAUGAUGCUGACUGGACAGUUACCGCAGACGGCAGCCACCAUGCCCUGACGCUGAACAACGCCCAGCCCCAACAUACAGGAGAGGUCACAUUUGCAGCACGUGAUGCCGUGGCCUCUGCACACCUCUCUGUGUUGGCCCUCCCUGACCCCCCUGAAGAUGCUGAGGUGGUGGGCCGUAGUGACCAUUCUGUGACCCUAUCCUGGGUGGCUCCCAUGAGCGAUGGUGGCGGUGGGCUAUGUGGUUAUCGUGUGGAAAUGAAGGAGGCAUCCACAGGACAGUGGCAGUUGUGCCAUGAGUUGGUACCUGGGCCAGAGUGUGUGGUGGAUGGCCUGGUCCCUGGGGAGACCUACCGCUUCCGAGUGGCAGCUGUGGGUCCAGCAGGUGCUGGGGAGCCUGUACAUCUGCCUCAGAUGGUGACGAUAGCCCCAGCCCUAGCCCCAGCCCCAGCCCCAGCCCCAGCCCCAGCCCCAGAGACACGGCAGGCAGUGGUUGGCGAGGAUGUGUGCCUGGAGUUGGAAGUGGCAGCUGAUGCUGGCGAGGUUGUCUGGCACAAGGGAACAGAGCGCAUCGAGCCCAGUGGGCGCUUUGAGGUCAUCUCUCAGGGUCAGCGGCAGAUGCUGGUGAUCAAAGGCUUUAGGAUGGAAGACCAAGGGGAGUACCGCUGUGGUCCCACUCGGGGCCUGCCCUCCUCGGCCGCUGCCACUUUUAACGUGGUCAUGACCUCAGGCUCUGAGGAUGAGGUCCCCACGCAGCCCAGCCUGCCUCCUGAGGCAGCCCAGGAGGGUGACCUGCACCUGCUCUGGGAGGCCCUUGCCCGGAAGCGCCGCAUGAGUCGGGAGCCCACGCUGGACUCCAUCAGUGAACUGCCCGAGGAAGACAGCCGUGUGCAGCAUCUGCGGCAGGAAGCAGAAGAGACAGCUCCCGACCUCUCUGAGGGCUACUCGACAGCUGACGAGCUAGCACGCACAGGGGAGGCUGACCUCUCACACACCAGCUCUGACGAUGAGUCCCGGGCUGGCACCCCUUCCCUAAUUACCUACCUCAAGAAGGCUGGGGGUCCUGGGAUCUCACCUCUGGCCAGCAAGCAUGGGGCCCAGGUGGCCAUGUCUGUGACGCCACAAAAGCAGCAGGAGGGAGCAGUGCCCGUGUGCCCACUGCCGGGAGACUUGAGCACAGCAGACUUGAAUGAUCCAUCCCUCGACAAGGCAGCUGUGAAGAUCCAGGCUGCCUUUAAAGGCUACAAAGUGCGGAAGGAGAUGAAACAGCAGGAAGGGCCUGUGUUCUCGAGAACAUUUGGGGACACAGAAGCCCAGGUUGGAGAUGUGCUGCGGCUGGAGUGUGUGGUGUCCACCAAGGCUGAUAUGCGGGCUUGCUGGCUGAAAGAUGGCAUAGAAUUAACAGACGGGCGGCACUACCACAUAGACCAGCUCAAGGAUGGUACCUGCUCACUGCUGGUCACUGGCCUGGGCCCCAGUGACACUGGCCGUUAUACCUGUCAGGUGAGCAGCAAGUUUGGCCAUGUAAGCCACAGUGCCUGUGUGGUGGUCAGUGGGACAGAGAGUGAGGCUGAGAGCUCCUCCGGGGGUGAGCUGGAUGAUGCCUUCCGCCGGGCAGCGCGACGCCUGCACCGCCUCUUCCGCACAAAGAGCCCAGCAGAGCUUUCAGAGGAGGAACUCUUCCUCAGCGCUGAUGAAGGCCCAGCGGAGCCAGAGGAGCCUGCAGACUGGCAAACAUACCGAGAGGACGAAAACUUUGUGUGCAUCCGUUUCGAGUCACUUACAGAGGCCCGCCGGGCAGUCACCUGCUUCCGUGACAUGUUUGCCACCAUGGGCAUCGGAGUGGAGAUCAGCCUAGGGGAGCAGGGACCCCGGGGAGUGGAGAUGCGUAUUGGCAAGGUGGCCCCCACUGCUACCCCUGCGGUGCCGCUGGCGAAGGCACCUGGCCUGCAUACUUCAGAUGCUGCCCCAGUGUUCCUGACCGAGCUGCAGAACCAAGAAGUGCAGGACGGAUACCCCAUGAGCUUCGACUGUGUGGUAACAGGCCAGCCUGUGCCCAGUGUACGCUGGUUCAAGGAUGGCAAGUUGCUGGAGGAGGAUGACCACUACAUGAUCAAUGAGGACCAGCAGGGUGGUCACCAGCUCAUCAUCACAGCUGUGGUGCCAGCGGACAUGGGUGUCUACCGAUGCCUGGCAGAGAACAGCAUGGGCGUCUCUUCCACCAAGGCUGAGCUUCGUGUGGAACUGACCAGCACAGACUAUGACACUGCUGCAGAUGCUACUGAGACCUCAUCGUACUUCAGCGCCCAGGGAUACCUGUCCAGCCGGGAGCAAGAGGGAACCGAGUCAGAUGAGGGGCAGCUUCCCCAGGUGUUGGAGGAGCUGAAAGACCUCCAAGUGGCCCCUGGCACACGCCUGGCCAAGUUCCAGCUCAAGGUGAAAGGAUAUCCAGCCCCAAAACUGUACUGGUUCAAAGAUGGCCAGCCUCUGACCACAUCUGCCCACAUCCGCAUGACUGACAAAAAGACCCUGCACACCCUGGAGAUUGUCUCAGUCACCCGAGAGGACAGUGGCCAGUAUGCAGCCUACAUCAGCAAUGCUAUGGGUGCUGCCUAUUCAUCGGCCCGGCUGCUGGUGCGAGGUGCCAGCGAACCGGAAGAGAAGCCAGCAUCAGAUGUGCACGAGCGGCUGGUGCCGCCUCGGAUCCUGGAGAAGUUCACGCCCAAGAAAGUGAAGAAGGGCUCCAGCAUCACCUUUUCAGUGAAGGUGGAAGGACACCCGGCUCCCACCGUGCAUUGGCUCAAGGAGGAGGCAGAGAAGGGGGUGAUGUGGAUCGGCCCUGAAACCCCUGGCUACACCAUGGCCAGCUCUUCCAAGCAGCACAGCCUGGUCCUGCUGGACGUGGGCCGACAGCACCAGGGCACCUAUACAUGCAUUGCCACCAACGCUGCUGGCCAGGCGCUCUGCUCUGCCAGCCUGCACAUCUCCGGCUUGGCCAAAGAGGAAGAGCAGGAGAGAGUGAAAGAGGCUCUCAUUUCCUCCUUCCUGCAAGGGACAAGCCAAGCUAUUUCAGCCCAGAUGUCGGAAUCUGCAGGUUUUGCUGAUCUUGUUGGGCAAAAGAAAGGGGAGUCCCUGGUGGCUGAGGAGGCCCAUGGUCACCUGUCUCUCGCUGAGGUGGGCACAGAAGAGUUCCUGCAGAAACUCACCUCGCAGAUCACUGAGAUGGUAUCGGCCAAGAUCUCUCAGGCCAAGCUCCAGGUGCCUGGAGGUGACAGCGAUGAGGAGUCCAAGACGCCAUCUGCUUCUCCUCGGCAUGGCCGGUCACGCCCUUCCUCCAGUGUUCAAGAGUCCUCUUCAGAGUCAGAGGAUGGGGACUCCCGUGGUGAGAUCUUUGACAUCUAUGUGGUCACAGCUGACUAUCUGCCCCUGGGGGCUGAGCAGGAUGCCAUCAUUCUGAGAGAAGGCCAGUAUGUGGAGGUCCUCGAUUCAGCCCAUCCCUUGCGUUGGCUCGUGCGCACCAAGCCCACCAAAUCCAGCCCUUCCAGGCAGGGCUGGGUUUCGCCUGCCUACCUGGACAAGAGGCUCAAGCUGUCUCCUGAGUGGGGACCCACCGAGGCCCCUGAGUUUCCUGGGGAGGCUGUGUCGGAAGAUGAGUACAAGACGAGGCUGAGCUCUGUCAUCCAGGAGUUGCUGAGUUCAGAGCAGGCAUUUGUGGGUGAGCUGCAGUUCUUGGAGAGCCACCACAUGAAACACCUGGACCGAUCUCCCCGAGUACCCACAGCUGUGGCCAGCCAGAAGACAGUCAUCUUUCGUAAUGUGCAGGACAUCAGCCAUUUCCACAGCAGCUUCUUGAAGGAGCUGCAGUGCUGUGACACCGAUGACGACGUGGCCAUGUGCUUUCUCAAGAACCAGGAGGCCUUUGAGAAACACCUUGAGUUCCUGGUGGGCCGAGUGCAGGCUGAGUCAGUGGUUGUCAGCACCCCAGUCCAGGAGUUCUACAAGAAAUAUGCAGAAGAGACCCUGUCGGCAAAGGACCCCACACAGCCACCCCCACCUCCACUUCAGCACUACCUGGAGCAGCCAGUGGAGCGAGUGCAGAAAUACCAGGGCUUGCUGAAGGAACUAAUCCGCAACAAGGCCCGCAACCGGCAGAACUGCGCGCUGCUGGAGCAAGCCUAUGCUGUGGUGUCUGCCCUGCCUCAACGUGCUGAGAACAAGCUGCAUGUGUCUCUCAUGGAGAACUACCCAGGAACCCUGGAGGCUCUGGGAGAACCUAUCCGCCAGGGCCACUUCAUAGUGUGGGAAGGAGCUCCAGGGGCUCGGAUGCCUUGGAAGGGCCACAACCGGCAUGUCUUCCUCUUCCGAAACCACCUGGUGAUCUGCAAGCCCCGGAGAGACUCUCGGACCGACACCUUCAGCUACGUGUUCCGGAACAUGAUGAAGCUGAGUAGCAUCGACCUCAAUGACCAGGUAGAGGGGGAUGACCGCGCCUUUGAGGUGUGGCAUGAGCGCGAGGAUUCUGUGCGCAAGUACCUGCUCCAGGCGCGGACAGUCAUCAUCAAAAACUCAUGGGUGAAAGAGAUCUGUGGCAUCCAGCAGCGUCUUGCGCAGCCUGUAUGGCGUCCCCCUGAUUUUGAAGAGGAACUAGCUGACUGCACAGCCGAGCUGGGUGAAACGGUCAAGCUGGCAUGCCGAGUGACUGGAACACCUAAGCCUAUUGUUAGCUGGUACAAAGAUGGGAAGCCAGUUGAGGUGGACCCACACCACAUCCUCAUUGAAGACCCUGACGGCUCCUGUACCCUCAUCUUGGACAACCUGACUGGCAUAGACUCUGGCCAGUACAUGUGUUUUGCCGCCAGUGCUGCUGGCAACGCCAGCACCUUGGGGAAGAUUCUAGUACAAGUGCCCCCACGAUUUGUGAACAAGGUCCGGGCCACACCCUUUGUGGAGGGGGAGGAUGCACAGAUCACCUGCACCGUGGAAGGCGCCCCAUACCCUCAGAUCAGGUGGUACAAGGAUGGUGCCCUGUUAACCUCGGGCAACAAGUACCGGAUGCUAAAUGAACCCCGCAGUGGUGUGCUGGUGCUGGUGAUCCGAGGGGCCAGCAAGGAGGACCUGGGACACUAUGAGUGUGAGUUGGUGAACCGGUUGGGCUCAACACGUGGUGGUGGAGAAUUAUACAUGCAGAGCCCCGCACUGCGUGCCCGGGACCAGCACCACCGGGAACAGCUUGUGGCUGCUGUGGAAGUCACUGAGCAGGAGACAAAAGUCCCCAAGAAAACCGUCAUCAUAGAGGAGACCAUCACCACCGUGGUGAAGAGUCCUCGUGGCCGACGACAGUCCCCCAGCAAGUCUCCCUCCCGUUCACCCUCCCGCCGCUCUGCCAGUCCACUGAGGCCGGGGCUGUUGGCCCCUGAGAUGCUGUACCCACCGGGGACCAGCCUGUCCCGGAGGCUUGAGGUAGAACCAGGCAGGAAGGCCCCGGUGCCUUCAUUGUAUGUGACAGAAGCUGAGACCCACACUCCAGCUUCGAAGGCCAAGCCCAAGUGGUUAGAGGUGGAGGAAACCAUUGAAGUCCAAGUGAAAAAGACAGGGUCGCGGGGUGCAUCUCCUGUCCAAGAGAUGCCCAGCCGUGGAGAGGGGGUCCUCUUCACAUUGCCUGGUGGGAUCCCUGGCAGGGACCCAAAUGCCAACAACUCCAACAACAAGAGUUUGUACCAGGAAGCCCGGACUUGGGGCCCUGCUGUGGUCCAUGUUGGUGAACCCUUUGUCUUCCAUGUGGACUCAGUGGGCAACGUGGACUGGGCAUCUGCUAGUCUUGAGCCAGAGGGGGUCAGAGCCUCCCAAGAGGAACAGGACACUGAAAAGGAGGAAGGAGGCGGUGACAGAGAAGAGAAUGACUUCCUGAUGGAAGAGCCCCAGGACACUGGCGACCUCCAGGGCCGUGACCCCAAAAUCCUCACACACAAUGGCAGGGUGCUGACAUUGGCUGACCUGGAAGAUUAUGUACCCCAGGAAGGAGAGACUUAUGGCUGUGGGGAUCCCAUCCCCAGCACCCAUGAUGAACCUCCCUGUGAAGUCUCUGUGCUCCAAAGAGAAAUCAGCCAGCCCACUGUGGGGCAACCUGUCUUACUCAAUGUGGGGCACCCUCCAGGCCCCAGCACCAUACCCAGCUUCUUCAGGUCAGGGCCCCAGGUCCGCAGCCCUGGCGCGGUCUCUAUCCUCUUGCGCGAGGCCCAGGCAGGCCAAGUGAGUGGCGCCCCUUGGACGAGCUCCUUCUGUACCCAUGUCCAGAGUUCUGUCGAUGGUGGCCAAGGUAGCUUCAAGACAGAGGUCUCCACCCAGACGGUCAGCUUUGGGGCCGUAGGAGAGACGGUCACUCUGCAUUUUAACCCAGAUGGGGGAGAGGCCCCAGGUCCCUCUCAGGGCUGAUCGCUCACACUGGAGACAAUGAGGUAAGGCAAGUGGCCCAGAGCCUUGGACCCUGCCAGGUGCCAGCAUCUUACCCUGGAACCCACUGCUUACAUCGGGGACCUCCCACCCCCUGUUCUUCUUCAGCCUGGGAUUGAGCCUUCCUUGCUUUCCUGCCCGGUCCUUCCUACCUCACUGGACCUAUUCACUGCCGGGAGGAUGAGGGGAAUGCCUGCAGCGUUGAACUAUGCUGAUGUCACUUCAGAAGAGCCCUGGCCAGAAGCAGUUCAGAGACUCCCACUUUGGACUCUCCCCCUCACUCCCCC